AUGGCGCGUUCGCACUGGCCCGUCGUACUAGCAGCAGUAUUCACCACCUUGGCAUCGCUACAACAAGGGGCGGCCGCCGGCACUGCUUCCUCCGACCUCGCCGCGCUGCUCACAUUCAAGGCGCAGCUUUCCGACCCUCUCGGCAUUCUCCGGGAGGGCUGGCCCGCCAACGUGUCCUUCUGCCGCUGGGCCGGCGUGUCGUGCGGCCGGCGCCACCGGCAGCGCGUGACCGCCCUGGUGUUGCCGGACGUGCAGCUGGUCGGACCGCUCUCCCCGCACCUGAGCAACCUCUCCUUCCUCACCGUGCUCAACCUUACCGGCGCCGGCAUCUACGGCACCAUCCCGGCAGAGCUCGGCCAGUUGCGUCGCCUCAGGUACCUCCAUCUUGGACGGAACCGCCUGUCAGGCUCCAUCCCCGCGGCGCUUGGGAACCUCACGAGCCUUCAGUUUCUUGAUGCGAGCAUCAACAUGCUCUCCGGUGAGAUCCCAGCGGAGCUGCAGGGGCUGCACAAUCUUGAAUUCAUAGCUCUACAUGUCAAUCAACUGAGUGGAGCGAUACCAGCCCAGCUGUUCAACAACACGCCCAUGUUAAGCCAUGUCUCGCUGGCGAACAACAGCUUGUCGGGAAGGAUACCUGACGCCAUUGGCUCCCUGCGCAAGCUUGAAUUCCUCGCCCUGCAGGUAAACCACCUCUCUGGUGCGAUGCCCCCAGCCAUGUUCAACAUGUCCAGCCUCAGAAUGCUGUACAUGGCCAAUAACAAUCUGACUGGCCCAAUCCCAGGCGACAACGUCACCUUCAGCCUCCCAAUGCUGCAGGUGAUAUCCCUGUCCCUGAACAACUUCUCGGGUCCAGUUCCGCCAGGCCUUGCGUCGAGCAAGGACGUCCGGAUCAUCUCGCUGUCUUCGAAUCACUUCUCUGGUCCUGUGCCGACAUGGCUGGGCAAGCUGCCUGUUCUUACUGGCCUUCUGUUCGGAGGGAAUGACCUCGUCGGUCCAAUCCCUGAUGUCCUUGGCAAUCUCACCAUGCUCCAAAGGCUUGGCCUUUCGUUCUGUAGGCUCCAUGGAGAGAUCCCAGUGCAAUUGGGGCAGCUCACGCAUCUUAGCAUCCUGAUGCUUUCAGCCAAUCGACUGACAGGCUCCUUCCCAUCUUUUCUUGGCAAUAUGACUGAAUUAUCUGACAUAGAGAUGGACUUUUGUAUGCUGACUGGAUCAGUACCAACCUCACUUGGGAACAUGAGAUCACUUGUGAGCCUCAACGUUGGACAAAACCUCCUCCAAGGGGACCUUGGCUUCUUGGCUGGCCUCGCCAAUAGCAGGGAGCUCAACUUCAUAAAUUUGCAGAUGAAUUCCUUCGCCGGAAGACUUCCAGAUUAUGUCGGAAACCUCUCCAGGGAGCUCCGCGUCAUCGAUGCCACUGGCAACAAGCUGGUUGGCGGAAUUCCUUCGACAAUAUCCAAUCUAAGCGGUCUCAGCUCGCUUAUUCUUAUGAACAACCAGCUAAGCCAGGAAAUCCCACCAUCCAUCAUGACCAUGGAGAGUCUUGAGAGGAUCGACAUCUCUGGCAAUAGUUUCGUUGGUCCCAUCCCGGCUCAGAUCGGUAUGCUCAGGAGACUGGUUCAGCUGCGUCUCUACGACAACAAUUUCUCUGGCCCAAUACCAGAUGGCAUCGGUAAUCUCACUAUGUUAGAGUACAUUUCCUUAUCUCAAAACCAGCUAUCUUCAGGUUUGCCAGCAAGCUUGUUUCUUCUGGAUAACCUCGUCAACCUUAAUCUGUCCCACAACUCUCUGACUGGUGUGUUACCAUCUGAUCUUGGUCAUAUGAAACAAAUCGACACGAUAGAUCUCUCUGCAAACCGUUUGUCUGGCAGCCUCCCAGAUUCUUUUCAACAGCUUACCAUGUUGACUUACCUAAACGUGUCCCACAACUCGUUUAAUGGUUCAAUUCCAUACACCUUUCGCAAUUUGAUUAACUUGGCAGCACUGGACCUGUCCUCCAACAAUCUUUCAGGUACCAUUCCAGUAUACUUGGCAGGCUUAACCUACCUUGCCAGUUUGAACCUGUCUUUCAACGAGUUACAAGGUCCGGUACCAGACGGUGGUGUUUUCAGAAACAUCACCUUGCAAUCUUUGAUAGGGAACGAUGGGUUGUGCGGCGUUCCCCGUCUAGGAUUUUCUCCAUGCCAGGGAAAUUCUCGCUCAACAACAAAUAGGCGCCUGCUAAAAAUCCUGCUCCCUUGUGUCACCAUAAUCUUUUUGGUUAUAGCCAGCUGCAUAUACCUCUUGACCAAAAGAUAUAUUGCAAAGAAUCAAGUAAAGGAAGCAGCUACUGGCAAUGGAGAUGAUGUAAUCACACAUAGGUUUGUGUCAUAUCAUGAGAUUGUUCGUGCAACGGACAAUUUCAGCGAGGAUAACAUGCUGGGAGCUGGAAGUUUUGGCAAGGUUUACAAAGGUCGACUGGACGAUGGAAUGGUGGUUGCGAUUAAAGUGCUCAACAAGCAUGUGGAGCAAGCUAUGACGAGUUUUGACAUUGAGUGUGAAGUUCUACGUAUGGUCCGGCACCGCAACCUGAUUAGGAUAAUUAGCACUUGUUCAAACUUAGAGUUCAGAGCCUUGCUGCUUCAAUACAUGCCCAAUGGUAGCUUGGAGGCGUGCUUGCACUCUGAAAGCCGCCCUCCGCUAGGAUUCCUCAAGAGAUUGGACAUUAUGCUUGACGUGUCAAUGGCAAUGGAGCACCUGCACUAUCAUCACGGUGAGGUUAUCCUGCACUGUGACCUGAAGCCUAGCAAUGUUCUGUUCGAUGAAGAGAUGACCGCGCAUGUUGCGGACUUCGGAAUUGCAAAGAUAUUGUUAGGUGACGACAGCUCCGCUGUUUCAGCAAGCAUGCCUGGCACAAUAGGAUACAUGGCUCCAGAAUAUGCAUUCAUGGGAAAAGCAUCGAGGAAGAGUGAUGUGUUCAGCUUUGGGAUCAUGCUACUUGAAGUCUUCACUGGUAGAAGGCCCACAGAUCCCAUGUUUGUUGGAACAAUGAGCCUUCGACAGUGGGUUCUUGAAGCACUUCCAGGGAGACUUGCAGACGUUGUGGAUGACAGGCAACUCCGAGGUGAAAUAGUAAUACAAGGUGAUCUCGAGAGCAAUAAGACGGCUUCUUUGGAAAGUGAAAUGGCUCUUUUGUCAGUGCUUGAGCUUGGCCUAGCGUGUUGCAGUGAAUUGCCUGCGCAGAGGACUGAAAUGAAUGAUGUUGUCACAAAGCUGAAGAGCAUCAGGAAGGAUUACUCCACUUGA
This is a messenger RNA of Miscanthus lutarioriparius, 3282 nucleotides long. The record is from the annotation of a GenBank genome assembly. NCBI's taxonomy places the organism in Eukaryota, Viridiplantae, Streptophyta, Magnoliopsida, Poales, Poaceae.